This is a messenger RNA of Anopheles stephensi (Asian malaria mosquito), 3466 nucleotides long. RefSeq lists its product as uncharacterized. Bases 1454 to 3451 code for a protein of 665 amino acids. The transcript is spliced from 6 exons. Gene Ontology annotation, cellular component: nucleus. Gene Ontology annotation, molecular function: RNA polymerase II cis-regulatory region sequence-specific DNA binding; DNA-binding transcription factor activity, RNA polymerase II-specific. Gene Ontology annotation, biological process: regulation of transcription by RNA polymerase II; central nervous system development. The record is from RefSeq and is a predicted model, not a curated record. Lineage: Eukaryota; Metazoa; Arthropoda; Insecta; Diptera; Culicidae.
CCCCUUCCUUCCGCCGUGCCGCGGGCUCAAAACGACCCAUCGGCCACGGUUUCGACGGUACGCCGCUUCCAAAAUAUUUAUUAAUAGAACUUCCUACUUUGUCGUGGGAUCUUUCUCCCGCAGUUCUCGGCUCGGAUGCGAGAGUUCGCGUGCUUGAACGGAUCGCAGAGAUUCGAGACGAUUGUUUUGGCCACUGCGUUUGGGUGUGAGGUUGAGUCGGUGGUUUUGGCCCCUAGACCGAACGACGUGUCACCCACCCCAUGAGCCCUGUGUGUGUACGCGCGGUACCACGGCGUGGGCAAACAAAUUGGAACAACGGUUUUUCGGUGAAGAAGCAUCACACUAAUAAUGAUUUUCUUUUCUGCCUCCACGGGCUUUAGGAGGGAACGAAUAAAUCGCGUCGGUUAUUACAAACAAAACGACCAGAAAGGAAAGAUUAUAUUUAAAGCAUCGUCACGCGCCCAGCGCCCCCGAACGACGACGAUCACUGAGGAGGAGCGGCCACUUUGGGCCGCUGUGGGCGAUGCAAAUUGGUUUGAAUUUUCCCUGCCCGGACCAUCCGUGUACCGGCUGCUGUCUGCUGGCCGCGUGGGAAGCGACGAGACGAGCAGAUGAUCAGACUAAGAGCACUUUUCUUUUAUUUUCCCCUGUGAACCGUCAACACACGAAGAUACAAGCAAAACUGUAUCUGUGUUUACACAUUAUCGUUGCAGGUGCAUUACCAGGUUGAGGGGUCAUUUUUGGAGGGGGGGAGUGCUUUUCCCCCUAGAGACGGUACACCGAACAGCACGGUGUGUGAACACAAACACUGAUCGAACGGAAAAAGGAAAACAGUCCACGCGGAUUAAGGAAACAUUGGGCGCGCGCACGAUGCUGCUGAUCACCUGUUGACCGACCGCCGAUCCGCGAUUGGAAGCACAAGUGACCGUUUUCGUUUAAAUUGGGUUACAAGAAACUGUCCGGCUCAUAUGUUUGCCAUUUGCCCCGGCAGUACAAAUGAAGUGUUAAUACCACACAUUUAAUGGGGUUUGGCCUGCCUUUUUUUGUUUGGUGCUUCGCUCUAAACAGACAAGGCCAGUGCAGUAGUGUGGCGUGUGUGUGUAAAAAUAGCACCAUGACGACGGUUGGGUGUAAACAUGAAAACAUAUUCAAUGGAACGAACGAUGGACGAGGUGAGAUGGUGUGGGUGGAACCGGGGAAGCUUAGAGUCCUCCCCCAGCAUCAGGCAGUAUCCGUCUGCAACGGCGUGUAAUGCUUUCCUCCUGACAUUGAGGACCGAACGGUACGGAUACAAUCGUGUCGAUCGCGCGUGCUGCGAGCAUAAAAACAUGUUUACGAUUUUUGACCGGACCGGACGAAGGCCCUUUUACAUUUAAUUAUUAAUAACCCUAUCAAGAGAGAGAGAGAGAGACGGUGGCGAGUUUAGGAAGAGUGCAUCUCUGUUGCGUUGGAGAUGGAAGUAGCCCGAAAAACAAGGUCCGGACAAUCAAAUACUGGCCCGGUAUCGGUGCAACUAUGGCAGCUGCAAUCGGAGCUACAGCACGGUGGGCAACCUGCGGACGCACAUGAAAACACACCGAGGAUAAUAAGUACACACCAACCAUACCAAUCCGGUGAAUACAAGUUUAAAUGUACCGAGGAGGGCUGCACCAAAGCGUUCCUGACGUCCUACAGCCAGAAGAUUCACAUACGCGUCCACACGAAGGUGAAACCGUACAUCUGCAGCGAGAGCAGCUGCCGCAAGGCGUUCAACACCCGCUACCGGCUGCGGGCGCACGAACGCCUGCACAACGGCGAAACGUUCAACUGUGCCGUCUGCCAGAAGGUGUUCACCACGCUGAGCGAUCUGAAGAAACACUCGCGCGUUCACACUCAGGAGCGACCGUACAAGUGCAAGGAGGACAAAUGUGGCAAAGCGUUCACCGCGUCGCAUCAUCUGAAAACGCACAUCCGGACACAUUCGGGCGAGCGGCCGUUUGCGUGCAAGAUCAGCGAUUGUAACAAAUCCUUCAGCACACCGCACAGCCUGAAGACACAUUCGAAAACGCACGAGAAGCCGAAGAAAAAGUUCUCCAAAGCAUCCAAGAUGAAGAAGGCUCGUGUCCAGGCGCAGGAUGAUCAGGAAGCAGAAAUGUCCUCGUACGAUAUAGUGCUGGUAGAGGAAGAAAAUGAACACGACGUCGGCUCGGCUGGGCGUAUCGAGAGUGUUGCGGAACAGGCCGAAGCACUCGGGGCCGAUCCUGCGCACGGCAUUGUGGCUCCGGCGGAUGAGUUUAACUUCGUGCAGGUGAACGAUUUCCACGAAUCGAAAGCGCUUGAGCUGGCGCUGGCCGCGGAGGAAGAGCUUAACCCACAGUGGAUCGACAUUUCGAUGCUGCAAUCCAAACCGCUGGCCGCACUCGAUCCCGUAACGUCCGCCUGCGUAGCACUACCGACCAACGUCCCAUCGUACGUGGAUCUUUCGUUCAACGUGAACGUAGCGGACUAUCUGCCGUCCACGGAAACGAACGGCGGGAGCGUACCGUCUGCCGGUGGAUCGGCCGUGCCCACCGACCCAGGUUCGCAGGUGUUUACGAUCGAGAAUUAUUUCGAUGAAAACUUGCUGGAAAGUGCUAACGCGACGGUACAGAUUGAUCGUGCGAUACAGAACAGCGAACAGCGGGCUGGUGGUGUGAAGCAGGAAGAGCAGGAAGAGACGGAAAAGUUGAUCAAUGAGCUGUUUGCUGAGGAGUUCCUGCCAAAGUUAAGCGACGCCGCGAACGGUGAACCGCUGACAGCUGCCGGUCCAUUUGUGUCGGUUAACCGAAUGGACAGUGGUGAUAGCGAUCCGAGCAAUACUAUGUUGAUGGCCGGUCCUGCUGCUAUCCCGACGGCAGAUGGUUCGACGAAAACGCUGAAGGACAUUACGGCCGAUGCAGAUAUUUGUCGCUGUGUCAACUGCCAGUGUGACCCGUUGCAGGGUUGCAUCGGCGGAUGCGGUCCGGAGAAUCCUUGCCGUGGUACAGUUGCCGCUGGUGCGGGAUUCAAUGUGCCGCCUGCUUUGAUACCAAGCAUCGCUCAGCCGCAUAUGCCACAGCUAGCAUCGCUUGAAACGCAAUCUAGUGUGCCUGGUGAGAUGAACAUGCUGGCAAUGCAGCAGCAAUCCGUGCCCACCAAACCAACCAACGCGCCCUCGGUAUCUUCCUGCUGCAAAGCCACACCACCGUUGGCCUUAAGCGAGCACGACGCAAUCGGUACAAUCGGACCGAAGCUAACCGACCAGCUGGAACCACUGACAAACAUGCUGAAAAGCUUGCAGAACUGCUCCUGCGCUGGACCGCGGGACGGUCACUCGAAGGGUUGCUGCGUAGUGAUCUGCCUGAAAACGCUGGAAACGCUCAAAAAGGUGCUGAGCACACACUCCAGCCUGAUCCAUUGCCACAGUAGCAGCAGUAGUGCCAUAAUCAACUGAGUGCAAUAGGCUUCA